Messenger RNA from Ambispora leptoticha, 162 nucleotides. NCBI's taxonomy places the organism in Eukaryota, Fungi, Glomeromycota, Glomeromycetes, Archaeosporales, Ambisporaceae. The record is from the annotation of a GenBank genome assembly.
AAUUUUAUCAUUUCUGGUGUCAUUGUUUCUGGUGUCAUCUUUACUGGUGUCAUCGUUUUGGUGGUCAUUACUGAUGCCGUCAUUUCUGGUGUUGUGUCGUCAUCGUUACUGAUGCCAUGUCAUCAUGUUACUGGUGUCGUUUUUACUGCAUUACUAGUGUGA